This is a messenger RNA of Meriones unguiculatus (Mongolian gerbil), 4268 nucleotides long. It is a transcript of the gene Kics2, whose product is annotated as KICSTOR subunit 2. The transcript is spliced from 3 exons. Gene Ontology annotation, biological process: negative regulation of TORC1 signaling; cellular response to amino acid starvation; cellular response to glucose starvation. Bases 89 to 1426 code for a protein of 445 amino acids. Gene Ontology annotation, cellular component: KICSTOR complex. The record is from RefSeq and is a predicted model, not a curated record. Lineage: Eukaryota; Metazoa; Chordata; Mammalia; Rodentia; Muridae.
CACGCAGGCGGCUGCGCACGCGCGUCCCCGCCUCGGAACCCGGAAGUGCCGAGCGGAGCCACGUGGGUGGAGCUGGCGCGCUGGUCGCAUGGGGGAGUCUAUCCCGCUAGCCGCCCCGGUGCCGGUGGAACAGGCGGUGCUGGAGACGUUCUUCUCUCACCUGGGUAUCUUCUCUUACGACAAGGCCAAGGACAAUGUGGAGAAGGAGCGCGAGGCCAACAAGAGCGCGGGGGGCAGCUGGCUGUCGCUGCUGGCGGCCCUGGCGCACCUGGCCGCGGCCGAGAAGGUCUAUCACAGCCUCACCUACCUGGGGCAGAAACUAGGGGGCCAGUCGUUCUUCAGCAGGAAGGACUCCAUCCGCACCAUCUACACUUCCCUGCAUAACGAACUGAAGAAAGUGGUGACUGGCCGCGGGGCCCCGGGUGGAACGGCUCCUCACGUGGAGGAGCUGCUCCCCCACCUGUCAGAGCAGCUCUGUUUCUUUGUUCAGGCUCGGAUGGAGAUCGCAGACUUCUACGAGAAGAUGUACGGCCUCAGCACGCAGAAGUUCAUCAACACGGAAGAGCUGGUCAGCAUGCUGGAUACCAUCCUCAAGAAAUACAGCUCCAGGUUUCACCACCCCAUCCUCAGCCCUCUGGAGAGCAGCUUCCAGCUGGAAGUGGGCGUGCUGAGUCAUCUCCUGAAGGCGCAGGCCCAGAUCUCAGAGUGGAAGUUCCUGCCUUCCCUGGUCACCCUGCACACUGCUCACACGAAGCUUCAGAGCUGGGGCCAGACCUUUGAGAAGCAGCGGGAGACCAAGAAGCACCUGUUCGGAGGGCAGUCCCAGAAGGCCGUGCAGCCCCCACACCUGUUCCUUUGGCUGAUGAAACUCAAAAACAUGCUCUUGGCCAAGUUCAGCUUUUACUUCCACGAGGCCCUGAGCCGACAGACGACCGCUUCAGAAAUGAAAGCGCUGACUGCAAAGGCGAACCCAGACCUCUUUGGAAAGAUCUCCAGUUUCAUCAGGAAAUACGACGCUGCCAAUGUGUCCUUAAUUUUUGACAAUCGAGGCUCAGAGAGCUUUCAGGGUCAUGGCUACCAUCACCCACAUUCCUACCGAGAGGCCCCUAAGGGAGUGGACCAGUACCCAGCUGUGGUGUCUUUGCCCAGUGACAGGCCGGUCAUGCACUGGCCCAAUGUCAUCAUGAUCAUGACAGACCGGACAUCCGACCUCAACAGCUUGGAGAAGGUGGUCCACUUCUACGAUGACAAGGUCCAGAGUACCUACUUCCUGACCCGACCAGAACCCCACUUCACCAUCGUUGUCAUUUUUGAGUCAAAGAAAUCUGAAAGAGACUCCCAUUUUAUUUCCUUCCUCAAUGAGCUCUCGCUUGCCCUUAAGAACCCCAAAGUGUUUGCAAGUCUGAAACCUGGAUCCAAAGGUUAGCAGGCACUUGCCCAAGGAUUCCCAAGACUGGAUACACUGUCCUCAGACGCUCUGGGGCAACGGUAGCUUGAGAUAAGAAUUUUCUUCUGCGCAUGCUUCUUUCCAAGAGAACGAAAGGCGGACCCUCCCUAAUCAUGUUACCCACUUCAUACAAAGCUAAGACCAAGGAUGGUGUCUCCAGAGGGCCUAGGAAGUGCUGUGGCUACUGUGUGUCACCACAGAACAGCAAAGUAGUGUCAGCAUUUUCUCACUUCCCUGGAUUCCAUGUAGACUGAAUAUUUAUUGUCCUUAUUUAUCUUUCCAGAUUUUUUGUUAUUAUUCUGACCGUUGUGCCCCGUGUACUUGCUAAGCCCUGCCCCCUCACUGAAAAGCAGCCAGGAGAAGAUACCAGAUGGGGUAGUUUUCAGUCUCCUAAACACUCAUAUUAACUAGUUUUGCAAGUUAAUCUAAUUAGUGCUAUAGUGUACUUAGGAUCCUGGUGAGAAUCUGCUAUCGGGUGGUGAAGUGGAGGAUUGGUUGGUGGUGGUCCCUAUGGCAACUCCACCAGCCUCAGUUCUUUCAGGUGACCUUCGCAACCCUCCUCGUCAGCUUCUACCUUUAAAAGGUAUGAUUUUUCAAGUCGGCGCAAGCCAGCAGGCGGGGGUUCUCUGCUCUAGCUUACCAUUACUCUCUUGACGUCACUUUUCUGCCGUGUGUUUUCAUCUGGCUCCGUGUCCGGUUAUUCUCAGGUGUAGAAAGCAUGCAGCCAUGUGCUUGUAGCUGUGUUCUAGUUUCUCGCACAACACAGCUUACUUUAAUAAAAUGACAGACUUAAAACUCUGUGCUUGCUAGAAAUCGGGUGUGCUUCGUAGUCUUCAGGUCUGCCCCUGGGCACUUGCGCACCUGGCUUCUUGCCUUCUGCGGAGAGGCUUCGGGAGCAGCACCGCGAGUCUCGGCACGGGCUGCUUACUUCUGUCCCCUUACUUCUGCGCAUGUCCCUUAGGGCUUGUGCAAAGUCCUGGUCAGAUCACCGCUUUCCUGGUGAUUGUAUGGAGCCGCUGUCUUACAGGGAGUCCACAGAACAGGAAGCCACCUCAGCAGCUCCAUGGAGGCUCUCCAAGGCCUCCUGGUCCAGUGUGGCCCUCCUCUAGAGGAUUCCACUGGCUGGGUCUCUGCACCUCCCUCCUUUCACGGAGUCUUAUGCCAGUUGACUUUAAACAGAAGGUCAUGAUUUACUCUGCGUUUUCUCCAGGUUCCAUAUAAUAUGAACAAAUUUUAUAACAUUGACCGGACAUUGAACAAUUGAAAACGUUUGGAAUUAAAAGCCAAACCAUUUUCUUUUGUGUUUUGCUGAGAAACUAAAAAAUAAUCCUUUUUUUUUUCCCUUAAUAAAACCACCACUAGCCUUAAUGAUAUGACUCCCCAGGCACCUGAAAGAGUGGACCAUGGAGGAAUGUAUAUAAAACAUAUAUAUAUACACAUAUAUAUUACUUAAAAUGAUCAAAUAUAUACAUAUUUGAACUGUGUAUUUAUUUUAAACAUAUUUUUUAGUAAUCCAAGUAUUUACAAAGCACAGAAAGCAGGUGUGACUAUUAAUACUAAGAGAGCAUAAACUCAUAAGUCCCUAUGCACUGUCAGACAGUACUGGAGGAAUCUCAAAGAUCAGUACUGAAUCUUUAAUCAUUUCUUAAGCUCCUCAAUAAAGUUUUUAAUUAUAUAUAUAUAAAAUUAUAUAUAUACACUUUUCUGAUCAAGCAGAUUUUAUUGUGUACAUGUGCAUGUUUGUGGGCUUCUUCUCCGAGGAGCCUCCGGAAACUGGAAGGCUAGGUUGUGGGGCUCCCGUGUGGCCCCCUCAACACAGUUACGUUUAGACGAGGUGCAGGGGCUGGACACACGCCAGGCCCUGGCUGGUGGGCGUGCUCCAUUGGGUACAGGAGAUGGCAAGGCGCGCUCCUCCUUUCUUGGACACAGGCUGCUUAGUUUGGCUAAGCUCAUCUGCUUUACAUUUUGACUUGUCAGGGCUCUCUGGUUACACAUCUGCACCCGCAGUUCCUGCUCUUCCAUCCAGGUAGGUUUGAAGUCUUAAAACAUUCCUGGCCACUGAGGCGCACAGGUCCUGAGCCUGACUGUAGCUAGAAAGUCAGUGGAGGAGAAAGCUCCAUAGACGUCCUGGUGACCAUAGGCAGGCGAGGGGCUGUCAGGGAGGCAGUGGAGAUAUAGAAAUAUACACACAAAUAGAAGUGCUCAUAUUUUGGUUCAAGUAAAAAAAAAGUUCUUUUUAUCGGGCUUUGCCACCUGGAAGCAGUACCAAGAUGGUGUGAAGCGCCUGCUUUGCUGGUUUUAGGGGGAAUUGCCCAUUUCCUGUGGACUGCCUACUUUGACACUUAUUUCUAAAACACAGCCUGAUGAAUUCUGGGUAACAAGUAGUGUGGCCAACUCAGAGAGCCACCAUUUUCAGGUGCUGUUUGGAUAGAGGAUAACUCCUCAGCAGCUUUGUCCUUGCUGGGUCCAUCUGGAGUCUGACAGUGUCAUUUGAAGGGACCUGUUAACAUGAAGCCAGAUUGUUAACUGAGGGGCCGUGGCCCUUUGUACAUGGGAAAUUGUCCUUUCGAGAAAGAGCAUGGGACUUCCCUUCCCUCCCUUGGGGGAUCUUUUCUGUCUAUCUGCCUUUAAAUCUAGCAGGCAACUCAGUGGGUCCAUUACUUUGGCAUGCCAGCCUCUACACUCAACAACUUUGUCAAGCAGGACCAAGAAAAUGCGGACUUCAUCUUUCAAUGGUCAGUGUGGGGCUGUGUGAAGGCUGUGUAUGUGAAAAUGUGUUGGGAAUGGACUGGAAAGCUGUAUGAAUAAAAAGUGAACCACA